GUGCAUCGCUUCGCAUGGUUUAGUAAUAAUUGUGAUAACGUUGAAAUGUUUUAUCAAAUAAUAUUUUGUGUUCGCGUGUUCAUUUUCGAGUGACUUCCUGCCAAAAUUUGUGCCACAACGGGAACAACGGAAGUAACUAAAGUCGAAGUACAAAAACAACUGCAAAAUGUGUCUACCAACGAGAGUCGUGAUUGGCGUCCAGUUUUUUCUGGCAUGUCUAAUCUCAUACAUGUUACGUGUAAAUUUAUCGGUGAAUAUUGUGGCGAUGAUCGUUCAAAAACCUCGACCACCAACGGAGACUGAAUGUGCGUUAGUCAACGGAACAAAUGGUUUGAAUCCAGACUUUGGUCCACGGUAUUUAUGGGAUAACCAAAUCCAAGGAAUUAUUUUGGGGGCUUACUAUUGGGGAUAUAUUCCAACUUGCGUACUUGGUGGAUAUUUAGCUGAAACAUUCAGUGCCACUAAAGUGAUAACGAUUUCAAUGUUUGUGUCUGCGAUUUUAACUGCACUAAGUCCGUAUGCUGCUUCAGUGCAUUUUUCAUUUUUAAUCAUAAUUCGAUUACUUCUUGGAACAGCUGGGGGAGUUGUGUACCCAUGCUUACAUUCAAUGUUAGCAAAAUGGGUUCCACCCAAAGAGAAAGGACGAUUUAUGACCGCAUUAAUGGGUGGUACAUUUGGAACGGUGGUAACUUGGUCUUGUGUGGGAUAUAUAAUCGAAUUUUAUGGUUGGGUCUGGGCAUUUUAUAUUCCAGCUUUAAUUACAACUUUAUGUGGUCUAUUGUGGUAUUUCACUGUAUUUGAUACACCGGAACUACAUACUAGAAUCUCAGAAGAGGAAAGAGAAUAUAUAUUGAAAUCGAUGGGAAGUAAUAUCAGUCACAAUAAACGAAGAGCACCAUACGAAAAAAUUGUAAAAUCAGUACCAUUUUGGGCACUUGUUACUCUUCAUGUAGGAAACUCGUGGGGUCUAUAUUUCAUGUUAACAGUCGGUCCAAAAUUCUUAUCUGAAGUAUUAGGAUUCAAUUUACGAAAUUCUGGAGUUUUAUCCAGUUUACCAUCGACAGCACGAUUCGUAUGUGCCUUUAUUUUUGGAUAUUUUGGUGAUAUGAUCCGCCAACGUGAACUUAUGCAAACAACAGUUAUACGUAAAACAUUCUGCUUAUUUUCACAUAUCAUACCAGGAUUUUUACUCCUUUGUCUCCUAUUUACUGGCUGUGAUCAUAAUUGGGCUGUGGCCUUGUUAACAGUAUCACAAGGUUUUAACGGUGCAUCGACAGUAACGAAUUUACAGAAUGCACAGGAUAUUGCACCAAACUUCGCUGGAUCUCUUUAUGGAUUUAUGAAUUCAUUUGGAAGUAUUGCAGGGAUUUUAACGCCAAUGAUUACUGGACAAAUUACCAAGCAUAAUAAUGAUAUUCAAAGUUGGCACAUUGUAUUUUCAAUUGGAGCUGCAGUUUAUUUCAUUACCACAGCAGUAUUUUUAUUAUUAGGCAGUGGAGUUGAGCAAGAGUGGAAUAGAGAGGAAAAACCUGAACCAAAAAAAGAUAUUGAAGGAAAAGUUAAUGAAGCAUUCACUAAUUGUUAAUAUUUAUUUUAGUUUUAGACAAAUUUUUUUUAAUUUUAGUCAAUUUUUUUAAUGUUAAUUUUUAUCAAUAUUAUGUAUUUUCUGACUAUUUAAAACACUAGAAUCGCAAUUAUUAACGAUUAAGUUCAAUAUAUUACCUCCUUAAGUUAAAUUCCGUUACGAAAUAAUUUUAGAAAAUCUGUUACAUUCAUUAUCCCACUAAUCGAUCUCAUACCUAGCCAAACGUAAUAACUAGAAAAGUCCCCCCAAGUAAAAGGUUACUCCUCUCCUCUCUGCUGAAAACGACCAUAAUGAAAUAUUGAAAGAGCUUAUUGAUUUUUAAUCAAUAACAGAAUACUUAAUCGGCACUAAAUUAAACGAACAUUUAGUGCCGAUUUUUUAAAUUUUAUCGUUAACUAAUGUAUAAACAAGUUACCAAAUCGCGGUUAGUGCACACAAAUCCAACAAACAUAAUCUAGCAAACAGCUGUUUUCAAUUAAAAUGAACCGGAAAUUGAGCUCCUGAUUCUUUUUUAUUGAAAUAAAUCCAAAAUUUCGAAUCGGAAUGAAAGAGGAUGAAUUUUGGAAUGAAUUUGAAUUCAAAACUAUAAUUGGAGAACGAGAAUGAAUCGAAAACUUUGAUUUCCGACUAGUUUAACAGUUUCGUCGAAAAAAAAUACAUAAUUUGUUCACUAGGCUUUUUAUCAAUAGGUAGUUUUCCCUACUCAAUAAAUUACACUGAUGAAAACUUUAAAAUGAAUCCAAUUUUCAUUUCCAAGAAUGCUAAAUUCACAUCAUAUUUUUGGCGUUAAAUAAUAGUUCAAUAUUCUGCAGAGAAUAGCUUGUAAGGUACCUUGCCGAAUUUAUGAAAAGAUUUUUAAAAUUAUUUCGCUCGUUAAAGCUAUUAAUUAAUAAAAAAUGUUUUGAACUCAUUUUGAUGUUAAUUAGAAUUCAAUACAUGAUUUUGAGACACAUUUUCGUAAAACCAGAGUACCGUUUUUAUACAAAAGUACAAAGAUCUAUAUGUUUUAAAACUUAUUUCAAUAUAAAAGAUUGUGACUUAAUCGUAAAUUGUGACCUUCGCCCUUAAGACUGUACAAGAUAAAAAAAAUUGUAAAUAUUUUAUGUAUAAGUACUUCAAA
Molecule: messenger RNA, 2705 nt
Organism: Chrysoperla carnea
Lineage: Eukaryota; Metazoa; Arthropoda; Insecta; Neuroptera; Chrysopidae
Product: sialin-like
Exons: 8
Coding region: 167-1585 (472 amino acids)
Biological process (GO): monoatomic anion transport; transmembrane transport
Cellular component (GO): plasma membrane
Molecular function (GO): transmembrane transporter activity
Source: RefSeq, a predicted model, not a curated record